Messenger RNA from Soboliphyme baturini, 2348 nucleotides. The record is from the annotation of a GenBank genome assembly. NCBI's taxonomy places the organism in Eukaryota, Metazoa, Nematoda, Enoplea, Dioctophymatida, Soboliphymatidae.
CAAAGAAUCUAUGAAGAAUUGAAGCCACUGGCCAUAUCGAUGGAGGAUUUUGAAAUUAUCGGUGAAAUCGCGACUGGAUGUUGCAGUACAGUGCUCGAGGUAAAGGAGAAGUCACAAGACGUGAAGUUUGCUCUCAAGACAAUAACCUUCAUGAAAGCGUUUGAAGAUGGGCCUUCGGCUUUCCAUUAUACCGAAGCCAGAAACAUAAUGACACAAAUCGACAGUCCAUGGAUUACACGCGCUGAGUUUUGCUUUCAUGAUGACUUCGGUCUCCGUUUGGUCACCGAGUUAAAUCAUGGCUGUACCCUACAGCAUUUUUUUAAAGUUUCCGAAAAGCCGUUGUUCGAAAAAGUCGUCCGAAUAUUUGCUUCUGAAAUUAGCGAGGCGUUGCAUGUGCUCCAUGGACAUCGCUACAUGCACGGGAAUUUGAAUCCUUCAAAUGUCAUGAUCGAUAUCCAUGGACACAUAAAGUUGGGUGGCUUUGGUCACGCAUUGAAGUUGGAUCAGAGUGAUCAGGCAGUAGGAAAGUUUGCACUACGGUCCAACUGCAUGCAGUACAUGAGCCCUGAAAUUAUCGAUCAGUGCCAACAGAAUAGAUCGAACGGAUCACCGAUUGUGUUCAGUGCUUCCGACGAUUGGUGGUCACUGGGUUCGAUUAUUGUCGAAUUGCUUGCUGGCGUCAACUUAUUCCAAGGUGACACAGAUGAAGCUACGUGCCGCAAGGUUCUAGAUUGGACUUCGAUGAAGAAACUUCUGCACAUUCGUUUCAAGAACUUGCCUUCGGUUCACGAUUUCGUCACCCGACUUGUGACCAGCCGCGAAUCCAGAAUGACCUACGCAGACGUCGUCAAUCAUCCAUGGAUGGCAAAUAUCGACUUUGAAAACCUCAGAAGCAAUGUGGUGCCCAUUCAUGUAGAUAUGUUGACGGUGAAUCCCGUCACUGAUUUCGUUCCAGCAGGAUAUAUGCCUGAUGGCGAAAUGACACCUGCCUGCCUCUUGAAACGCUACAACUAUGCCAAAACGCUUAUCGGAUUUGCGUACAACGCCUACUUAGCAGACGCUUCCAAAAUAUCAGAACUGCGAAUGCAUAAAGCCGACAACGCUGUUUUACCUCAUACCUGCCAAAUGAUGUCUGAAUUUGCCGAAAAGAGUCAAAAAAUUUUGGAUGAGCUGAAAGCCAAAGAGCUGACCUUGAAGGCCGAAAACAGCUGUCUGAAAGCUGAGCUGAAGGCAUUGCAAGCGUCGAAAUGCGAAAAUGAGCGCUUACUCCAGGAAGCAAACGAGGGUCAGAGCAAACUCAGUGCUUCCGUAAGCGAAUCUGAACUCUCUUCAAAGUUAGCAGCGGAUAUAAAGGAGAUGAAACGCAUCGACGAUGAGACCGUAGAACGUUUGCACCAAACCAAGGAUCCGUUACCUCAGUACCGGCAGCGAGUGAUAAAUUAUAUCCCGGAAAAUCAACACAUGAAGCGGUUGGAUUCGGAAGAACCGUACAAGCAGAAAGAUCAUGCUGAAGCCGAAAACCAGGUCGCCAUCGAUCAAUAUCAAUCUCAGAUUGUGGAGAUGCAGAAUCAUUUGGACGAAGGUGAUGAGUGUAUCGUUAGAAUGAAGCUCGAAAACGAUGCACUACAGCUUCAAGUAAAAUCUCAAAAUGCCAUGGUCCCUCAUCAACAAGCGAAAAUAGCUGAAUUGUGCAAGGAAAAUGCUAUGUUUUUCGGAAUGUUAGAAGAGCUUCAUCAUCAGUGCGAUGACUUGUUAAUGCUGAAGGAUAGCUACAAAGAACAGCUGAUUGCUUCCUCCACAAAACUGCAACACGUUCAGUGCGAAGCGGACAUUGCUCAACAGCAGUUGACAGAGAUACAAAAGCAGCUAAAAGAAGCUGAAGGAAAAAGGGCUGAAAUGCAUAAAAGGAUGUUGAACUACGAAGAAAAGCUGUUUGCUGUGUCCAAAGACUAUUCAGACGAACUGAGAAAAAUUUCAGCGGAGUGUGACUUCAAAUCUGAGGAAAAUUCUAAUUUGGCUUUUAUGGUAACCAAGCUUAAUCAGUCUCUACAGGAAAGACAAAACCAACUGAUGCAAGCGAAAGAAUCGAAAAGCUACCAAAUGCAGCGAAUACAGCUUCUCGAGGAAUAUGUAAUAUAUUUUUUGUUUAUUCGACGUUUUCAGUGGCGCGAAUUAGGUUUGCGAUGUUCUGUUGACUUCUUUAAAUUCUGGGUUAAGUUAUUCUUCUACCUUGUUCAUCUGUGUUGUAUGUUGACCUCUUGGUCGACCUCUAUUUUUUGGCUUCAUCUUCCUGCCGCGGUAAAGAAUUUGUGCACGACAUGUUUGUCUAACAGGGUCAUUUCGUAAUC